AUGAAAAAUUCAUUGUUAGAAUUUACAAAAUCUGAAAAUGCUCUUUGGAAUGUCGUUACCUCUUUUGAUAUUAAUGUUCUUCGUAACUCGUUUGCACAACUAGAUCCUUCAAUUCGUAUUGAGAAUAAAAGGAUGGUCUUCUCUCCAGUUUCUGCUGAUCCAAUUUUGAAUGCCAUAAAUGCGUCUGGCGAUCGUUUUUUUAUUCGAAGUCAAAUAAUGCUAUGGAAAUUGGAACAACUUGCUCUUCAAGGGUUAACAAAUUGGAAUACAGAUUUUUGUCGUCCAAGUUUUCCCCAUGAAUUUGUUAAAAAUGCUGCGGAAUUGAAACAACAGCUAAAUGGUGUUUUGACUAGGGCAAUACAAGACAACAAAAGUACUUUUCAGAUUUUUAGUAAAGAGUUAACAUGUUAUCUACUGAACAAUCGAGAAUGGUCUUUUACCAGUCAACGUAUCAAAAAUCAACCACUUUUAACUACUCCUUUUACAAAUAUUGCUGUUAUUUUUUCAUUUUUCUUCACUAAAUUGUAUGUCGAAAAGAAACGGGAUGAAGCAUUUAAAACAGCUAGAGAAGUUAUUUGGAAAGUUUUAACUCCAACUUUUGAUGCUGUUAAAUUUGGGCAAGAACCAAGGCAAUGUAUGAUUGGAAAGGAAGCAUUAAUUAGCUUGAUUGAGGGAUUAAAGGAUUUGGAAGUCCUCAAUAUUUUUAUAGGAUUUGUCAGUUUUCUCUACAAUUUUGUUUUAACUACAUAUCAAAAACCAUUAAAAAGUAGCAUUAAUUCAACGGGAGAGUCUGAUGCUGUAGACAAUUCUACAGCGACAUCUGAUGAAUCAACAAGUCAACAACAACAUACGGAAACAACAUUAUUACGUGCUGUUGGACGAAAUGUCUAUUUAGAUAAUGUUGAAUUGUGGCAAUCAAUAAGUACAUUGGAGACAUACAAAACAUAUGACAUUGAUGUUGAUUAUGUUGAAAAAGUAUUAGAUUUAUUAGCUGAACAAGCAUCUCUCGUUGGGCCAGUUUAUUUGCCUUGGCUGUGUUUUCGAGCUGAUUAUGCAUUUGUUCGUGAAAGAUAUGAGGAGGCAACUUUGCUUUAUUUGGAAACAAUUAUAGCAUUGGAUCGUGGACUCAAUCAUCAAACAUCUUCACAGGAAAUUGGAGGUACUAGCACAACAACGAAGCAAUUAAAAAAGAAAAUGGAUAUCGAUUUGGUUAUUUUUUAUAAAUAUUUAUAUCACACAAUGUGGUCUGACCUCGUUAUUGGAUACACGGAGUGUUGA
Messenger RNA from Meloidogyne enterolobii, 1278 nucleotides. The record is from the annotation of a GenBank genome assembly. NCBI's taxonomy places the organism in Eukaryota, Metazoa, Nematoda, Chromadorea, Rhabditida, Meloidogynidae.